CCAAUUUUGCUCCACGACAAUGCACCCCCUCACACUCCCCAAGCUACUGUCCAAAAGUUGCAAAGCCUGAACUAUGAGAUUUUGCAACAUCCUCCCUAUUCUCCUGAUAUCUCUCCUACUGAUUACUUAUUUAAGCAUUUUGAGCUUUUCCUAAGCAAUAAAACAUUCUUAAAUAGAGAAGAGAUAAUUGAAGCAUUCGGACAGUUUAUCACACCAAAAGUUGGAAUUUUGUUUUUAAAGAUGGAAUAUAUGACAGAGAAACGCAUGGAUCAUGCUUUGAUUAAAUAAAUCAGUUCUCUAACACUUCUGAAACAUUUUAUUGUUACCUUUCAAAUACGACAUUUCAUGUGAAACAACCUAAUAUUUUGCAUUACUAUUACUUUAACAGCAAUUACCUUCCUUCAGAAGAACCUGGAAAAAGUUGUAGAAAAUCUCUUGGCUUGGGACUAAAGUAGGCGAUUGCAAUAGUGAAGGGCGACAAAUUAGUAGAGCAUUCGUAGCAUAAUGGCAAAUUUCGUUCGGUCUCUGCUGCGUUAUAUUGGCGACAGGGUAGCUUUUAAUAUUUUCGAAAAAUUAAGUAGCGAGCUGGCAGAAUCGUUUGCAAGUCGAGCAAAAUGCCGAAAGAAUAAGUACUAGGCUUACAAAGAAUCAGUCCUGGGGUCGAUUUCUUCGACUAAAGGCGGUGCUCCAGCAUGGCUGCAGUCAAAUGACUGAAGCAAAUAAAAAGAAUAGCCUUGCCGAGAAGUACGUUCCAAUUUUCGGGAAAUUUGCGAAGAUAAUUGAAAUACCAGUUUUAAGCUCAUUAACCUCAUACCAGUUUCCGCUUAACACGACCGGAUUUUCACGAAAUAUAGCCGCUUAUCGAAAACGAUGCACAGUUUUAAUUUCGCGGGAAAUAGCAUUACGGACAUUUGUGUUGAAAGAACUUGUGGAUGCUGUGUAAUGGAUUUGUGGGAAGUAUGUCCGCAGAUGGUUUGUAUGAACAAAGGAGGCACAUUCUACGAUGGUUAUAUCGGUGUUAUGAAUCAGAAUUUCCGCAUGUCUCUCACACUACCCCCUGAUGGUUCUCUCCAGGAAGCUGAGAUAAAGUUUCAGCCUGAUCUUUACUAUCUUUUAAUUGAGCACCAACCAUUGAUCAAACAGCGUCUCAGUCAGUGCCCAAAUGUUACAGCUUUUCUACAGGAAUUGAAAGUUCUUCUUGAAAAAGUUGUUGAAAAACCUAACAGAUCAUCAGAACAAUUUUUCCGAGUACCGAAUCGAUUGCUUAAUGAGUUGAAGCAACUUGGCUGGGAUAAAUUGGUUUACAUUGGUCCUGCUUUUAAAAAACUGCAUCUCAGCAAGCAAGACGAAGAAGGGCGCACUCAUAUAUUGAAGAUACAACUUCAUGCUGAACACCCUCGGGUACAACCUACCUGUGUUACUGACCUUCCAAAAAUGUUUAAAUACACCUGGAAUCCAAACAGUAAACUGUUUGAUCUUUACGCCCAGUUUGAAAGAGUUAUCCAGUCUUAUCAGAUGUUCUGGAAUGCUAUGGAAGAAAUUGACCAAAAAACAUGGGUUCUGGAACCCGAGAAGCCUACAUAUAGUGCUACGUUUCGAAGAAUAGCGUUAAGUCCAAAUUCAUCUCUCCAGGUAAUAUUUGAUCCUGACGAACCCCAGAACUUCGUUCAGUGUCACUUCAUUGGCGCUGAGAGCGUGGUCGAUCCACUUAAGAAAAAUCUAAACGCGAAUCUCCAGAAAUGGGACAUGGGUAUAAAUGUUCUUCAGAAUCUUGAAAAUUUACUGGAGAUUGAUUUUCCUUCUCCGGCUUUCACGAAGAAGGAAGAAUUUCUUGGGGAAUGCGGUAUUUGUUAUUCAUAUCGACUUGGCAUGGAACUGCCAUGUAAAGUGUGUGAAAGUGCCCAGUGUGGUCAACCAUAUCAUCAGUCAUGCCUCUAUGAAUGGUUAAAAACUCUACCAUCUAGUCGUUAUAGUUACAAUAUGGUGUUUGGGGAAUGCCCAAUAUGCUUGAAACCUUUAUCAGUUACUAUUACUACAUCUGCAGAUUAAAGUGUUUGUAAUAAUGGUAACACAAAUGUUUAUCAUUAUUCCUAUGAUGUUAUUGUUGGAUUUUAUUUUCUAAAUGGCUUCUCAGAAGUUAUCAUAAAUCCUUUCAAAUACUUUAAUUUAACGGUUAUUUAUAUAUAAUCGCAUCUGUUUCCCAUGGUGGCAUAGGUUGGAUGGUUUGACAGAACCUGGUUUGCUGUAGGGCUGUGCUGAUCUCUAGUGUCAGCUUUUCGCAUAAUUUCUAUGGCUGGAUGCCCUUCUCAAUGCCAAUCACAUUACAGUGUGUUCCAGGUGCUUUUUCAUAUGACUGGCCCUCCAAAAGUCACCAAGUAACUUACAAGUCAAGUAAAGAAUGGGAAAACAGGAAAAAUCAAAAAAAAAAAAAAAAAAAAAAAAAAAAAAAGCCCCUCUCAAUAAGAGUGGGGAAUAUUUGAAAGGUGGGGAGGUGGCCUUAUGCCAGCUGUAAGGAGGUUGAAGUGUGAUAGCGGUACAAGCACAGUUGUCUUGUUAUAGUAAAGAGAUGCAUGGCUACCCCACACUAUAUAAGGAGGGGUGGGAGUAGCUAGGGAGAAGAUAGAGAUGGUGGUGAUGAGAUGCCAGGACACCUCAAGACACAAGAAGCUUUGCUGUUGUUAACCACUGAACUAUGAAGUAAGUGUGGAAGCUGUUGUCAGUCAAGCAGACUGAGUCAAAGAGUGUUAUAUAUAUAUUCCUGAAGGGCAUAUCAUAAUGGUUGUGUUGGGUGGACACAUGAGCAAAUGAUCAGAAAUCCAAACCCACAGAAUUCCCUGCUAGUAUGUCUCAUUACAAUACCAUUACAAUUUACAAUACAAUACAAUACCAUUACAGUACAAAACCAUUAUUGCAAUACCAUAAUCCAUUAUAUGUUGAUGAAAACUGCUGAAAUGUUGGGGUCACAGACAAACUUGUGUAUUACUUGUGCAUAUUUUCUCUCUUAUUUAUAUCUGUAACCUUUAUUCUAGCCAUCUGAAUAUAGUUUAAAUACUAUGUAGCAACUGUUACAGAACAAGAGAUCAACACAGCACUGUUAUAAGAUACCGUUACUUUUACAAUUACUGUAAUAAAUCAUUAUUACUACAA
This is a messenger RNA of Octopus bimaculoides (California two-spot octopus), 3147 nucleotides long. Its product is annotated as E3 ubiquitin-protein ligase FANCL. Gene Ontology annotation, cellular component: Fanconi anaemia nuclear complex; nucleus. Gene Ontology annotation, biological process: interstrand cross-link repair; protein monoubiquitination. Gene Ontology annotation, molecular function: ubiquitin protein ligase activity. The record is from RefSeq and is a predicted model, not a curated record. NCBI's taxonomy places the organism in Eukaryota, Metazoa, Mollusca, Cephalopoda, Octopoda, Octopodidae.